UGCCAACCAUCCAUCUUUGGCCCCUCGAUAUCCCUCCACCGCUUGAACGAGAUAUAUUUGUUGAGAUCCUUCUCUUGCCCCUCGAUAUUCCUCUACUGGUUAAAAAGGAUUAUCUUCUGAUGUUUAUCUCCUGCCUCUCGGGAAAAGAUCACAUUUGACACGCACACGAGUUUUCAGCAAUCGACGGACGACCAAGAUGAGCCAUCACUUGUCAAACCCGGAAGUAAAGCCACCGACCAAAGUUGACAGCGGUCUUAUUGACCACGAGCCAUGGAAUGGCUUUAUCGAAGAGGGAAUCACGGUGAAGGAGAUCGAAGGCUACAUCCACGAGUUUGAUCCCCCGAGCAUCAACCCACCUUAUGAGUUGCACGAAGAUGGAUUACAGACAUGCGUACCGGAAAAGCAGAAAAAUAUCUUCGAUGAUCCAUGUUACCUAUCCUUUGGCGACAAGGGGACCACUGCCACCAUGACGUGUUGGGGCCAGCAUGUGCAGAUAAGUCGGUACCUUGGCUACGGACGAUCGGGCAUUGUUUGUAUGGAUCAUAAAGAAACUGAGGAACCAUAUUUGAAAUCCUCCCGGAGACUAUCGCUGCUUGGGUUGAUUAAAUACGGAGCAGGCUUUGGUUGCGAUAUAGUCCUGCCUGGUACGGGCCCGUACUCGCAUAGUGUCUCCUGGAUCCGCAACAGGUGGCCCCGGGUAUUAUUCCGUGAAAAAGAAAGUUGGGAGAUUGUCCAGCGAUCUUUCAUAAGAAACGGAGUCGUUAUUCAGGAAAUCCUUCUCCAUAAUCAAAGCGCGCAGGAAUUGGAAGCCAAACUUACGGUCGAUUUUGAUAUCCUCACCCGUCAGUUGGAAUUUCAGGACAGUUCCAACAAGUUCAACGAGGACAUCAUAGAGGUUGAGAGGAAGAUCGAGGGUGAUAAGAAUGAAAAGGGUAAGUCGGGAGUCGAUGCAGACUACACACACGGCGCUGGGCCUGCUGGGUAUGGAUUUGUCCAAAUACACUGGACCCCAUCGGGAAAAAAGCAGAGGGAUUGUGGAGCACAACCAGACGCAGUUGCUUCAGUUUGGGGUUUCUUUAUCAAUGGAAAGGCAAAGAAGAUGGAGGUCUUUGAACGUGAAAACCCCUUCAAGGUCAAUCCUGGACAGACCUUUCAAUUUAUCACUGGCUAUAAACUAGUGCUCUUGUCUACCAAGAGCCCAAGUUGGAAGCUUUUGACAAUCUCCGCAGCAGAUGUCGACAUAGAGGACUUCUUGCACGAUUCAGCGCCUAAAGAAAAGAAAGCUAGCAAAAUCGAUCCGGAUUCAUCGGAAUGCAAAUUCUCUAUGUCUCGAAUCAUUGAGCACAUCCUAGGCGUGUGUGCAAUACCCAAAACCCCGGAUUACGUGUGGGAGAAAGGCUUGUCAGUCAAAUCAGAAAGUCAAUCAAAUAGAGGAAAGGAUGAUAAGCAGGAGAUGGAACCAAUUGCAUUAACACAGGGCGAAAUGGCAUUCCACAGAGUCUCCACCAGGGAAAGCUUCUUUGCCUUUAAACUUCUACUAGAAGCUGCAAAACAUUUGCCAGACUCAGAUCCUUUGAGAGGCCGAAUUAUGGCAGUAUGCAAGGGGCAUUUGAAAUGGGUUUUCGAAGUUGCAGAUCGCGAAGGCACCAAAUUUCACAGAGAUUACUGGGCCAAUGGGAAGCCUAUACCUAAUGUCCGACCUUCGGGAAACGAGGUUGCCAACACCCCAUUACAGCUCCUCAAGGCAUAUGGAUAUUACAUUGUUUUCUCAUCAGUGGAAGAGCGUGCAACCAUCACAAAGUACCUCGAGAGCUUUUCAGCCAUGGAUUGGGUCAGAGCCCUCCACAAACAAAAUGAGCGCAAAGCUUACGCAUGGUGCCAUGUGCGACGAGACGUCAAUUAUUUCCGGUUAGAUGACCACAUUUUGAUCGUCAAUGCUUUGGAAGCUAUCAGUCAAAUGAUGGAUUGGGAUACUGCCACGGUAUCAAGGAGGAAUCAGCGGCAGGGGAGCGACAACCAAGAACCCAAAGACUACGACAGCCUCAGGCAGAUGUAUGACCCGAAACGAGUGAGCCGCGAAGUAAUCAAGCGUUUCACGAUGACUUCGGAUUCGAAGCAGCGUAUAAUGGCCGUAACCAGGUCGCCUCGCGAAAAUCGAUUGCAGUUUCACUCGAAGGAUACCAUUCUUUUCUACAACCUGGUGAAGCGUGUGCUUUCGCUUGACAUUCCAGCUUGGAAAGCCACCGUGGAAGAGCAAAAAGGAAACAUUUCCAACAAAUUUAUCGACUCUGACAACCCUCUGUAUCACGGACUGUGCAUGCUUAUGGGAAAGGAGGGGGUAACAGAUGAAGGGAAAAGUUUCCGACGAGCAAUACAAAACCUGGCUAGAAGGGAUAGUUGGGUGAAUUACGACGGCAUCUGUUUUGAUAUAUCCUUUGAAGUACCCUUCCUGCUCCACAGUCACGAGGUGCAAUCCUCGACCGAGACCAAUGAUUUUCCCGAUGAAAAAGUUUUAUCUAUCGAUAUCCAUGAUCCUCCCGAUAGAAAAUUCAUAUCUAAUGACCAUAUUGACGAAAAGAGCGUUGUCGACGUCAGGGAAGAAUGGCUCUAUGACCGCCCAGCGUUUUUCGAUUGGCCACCUGAUGAAAAUACCCUAAAAGACGAGUGGUUGCUGCUAAAGGUGAAUCCAGAUUUCUUUUGGGAUCUGAAAUUAUUGGCGCCAGAUCAAAGUGGGCAGGAUGUUGAUGAGGUCAAAAGAAAGAAAACUGGUGAAUUCAUCAAUAGAGCCAUUGCAGAUUGGCAGGCCAAAGCCGAAGAAGAAGAAAAAGAUCAAUAUCAGCCAUCGUCACUAGAGAAGAAUGAAUCUGCGUCGUUUUUGUUUCUUGAUGUACCAAAGAAGAAAGCCUCCGGGAGGGAGUCGGCGGAUAACAAACGCCAUGAAGUUCGUGGAACAUUUAGAAGUGAAGACGCAUGGGACCAACUCAUUAAAAAGCGGAAUGAGGACGAGGCAAAAAAGCGCCUCCUGUGGUUUGCGCGCGCCCCAAGUGAUCAUAGCAUCAUGUGCUAUCUACCCUCGCCUGAAGCAGAGCAGAUUGCUAUCUCGUUAUUUUUCGACCGCCAUACAAAAUACCUGAACUAUUUUGAAGACAAGACAAACCGAGUGAUGAACACAUGGGAGACCGAAUUUCAUUGCAACUUUCUUCAACUUUGCGAAUACGAUAGCCGAACCGAUUUACAGGCUUCAUGUCCGAUGCUGACGCACUUGGAAACCGAUUUACAGCUUACCGAUAAAAAGGUCCUUGUUCGGGCCUCUGCGAGCUUUAGGAUUGUUGGAGAUUUCUUUGAUAAAUUUUGGACUUCACUAAUUGUCGAAAAUUUUCCAGUAACACAACCCGAGCAUCUAGUGUACUUCCUUAGGAAUAGCAGGUUGCUAGAACAAGUAUUGGGCAAUCCAGCGCCAAGGUUAUGGCAGCAGAGAAAGGUGCUGGAGCCGAUGUUGCUGUUUCGAAUCUUAAGUGAGAUCAAUCGAAGCAUUGAGAAGAUAUUGAACUCAAUUGAGGACUGUAUCAAGAAAGACAAAGACAAUGAUCCCGGUCAAGUGACUGAGAAAUACUUUGACUCUCACACAACAUGGGCUCGCUUGCAUGGGAUACUUGACAUUCUAAAAGUUGAUUUGGACAGUAUAAUGGCAAAUAUCAAAGACUGGAAUUCUCGAGAAAAAGAUCGAAGGGAUGAAAAGCCUCGAUGGACCAAUCAAGACGAAAGGAAGUACCGCCACGCCAUCACUACCAUCGAGCUUCUCAACCAAAAAGCUCUGCGAGGACUCCUCGGCCACAAAGCAAAAGUCGAAUCCCUCGAGAGGUCGUUGACUUUCCAUGAGAACAAUUCCAAAAAUAAAUAUGAUGCGAAAAUGAGCCUUCGCAGCUUUCGCCAGAACCAAAACAUCCAGUAUUUCACCUACUCCACUGUUUUUUUUCUGCCUCUGGGCUUCGCCACCAGUAUAUACAGCAUGUCUGCUUCUCCUCCCUCAGACGUCAUUUGGAAAAUGAUAGCUUGCGCCGUAAUCGCCUUCAUAGUUUUGGUGAUCGCCGUGCGUCUUUCGCCUUAUAUGUUUCAACCCGAAAGACCUCUUGGGGCCGAAAAUCAGGGAAAAGUUCAGCCGAGCCUCUCGUCUGUCUUCCCCUUCUUCUCGACACAGAUACCAGAAAACAAAUCUUUCGAGAAAAGACCGGAUGACAAUGAGGAAUCACAUGAUAAGCUCAAGCAGGAGUGCAGCAAGGGGGAGGAUAGAAAUGGUGGUGAAGAUUUGUCUCGACAUCAACGCUCAAGCGGUGUCAUGGGAGGCCUUUCUAUGCUCAGACGCAAAGCAAGUGAAGGGCCCCCUCACGAUCUUGAGAAAGCGGGUUCAGCAAGCACAAAAGAGGAACAACCAGAAACUCAAGCCCAUUAAUAUUGAAUUUCAGUGUUGAUGGUUUGACAACAAGAACAGGACCCUCCAGUUUCCUACUGAGACAGUGACAGAGCGGAUUCCUUCAGGUUAUCCCUGCCUUGCGAGUGAAGGCCCCUUUCUAGAUCGAGUAGAAUCUUGAUUUUGAAUUCAAAGACUUGAGGACAGUCAGUUCUUCAUGCAGUGAAUCAUUUGAACAUAAU
Aspergillus candidus is the source of this 4650-nucleotide messenger RNA. RefSeq lists its product as uncharacterized. Gene Ontology annotation, biological process: transmembrane transport; metal ion transport. Lineage: Eukaryota; Fungi; Ascomycota; Eurotiomycetes; Eurotiales; Aspergillaceae. Gene Ontology annotation, cellular component: membrane. Gene Ontology annotation, molecular function: metal ion transmembrane transporter activity. The transcript is spliced from 8 exons. The coding region runs from base 197 to 4450 and encodes 1417 amino acids. The record is from RefSeq and is a predicted model, not a curated record.